AUGAUUCAUCCAUAUGGCAGGGGAUCGGCAAUCGCACGAAUAGUUGGUUCAACGGUCACCCAGAACAAGAGCGCUUUCGAUGAAACUGUCAAAAUGUGGGUGUUCGAGGAGACUUGGGAAGGACACAAAUUAUCGCAAAUUAUCAACGAACAACACGAAAAUCCCAAAUAUUUACCUGGCAGAAAAAUUCCAGGCAAUGUGGUGGCUGUAACGGAUCUAAUUGAAGCGUGUAAGGACAGCGAUGUAUUAGUUUUCGUAGUGCCACAUCAGUUUCUUUCGGGCGUUUGUAAGCAGUUGAAUGGUCAUCUGAAGGACGGUGCGUUGGCAGUAUCACUCAUCAAGGGUUUGAUGGCAGUUCAUACAAAGGGAGGUAUUCGGUUAGUGUCCGAGGAAAUUCAAGAUGUUCUGCACAUUGAUGUUGCCGUUUUAAUGGGCGCCAAUUUGGCACCUGAAGUUGCGAAUGACAACUUCUGCGAAGCAACAGUAGAAAACUUCCGUAUUAACGUCGUAGAAGAUGCGCAUACAGUGGAACUUUGUGGUGCUUUGAAAAAUAUCGUAGCGUGUGCAGCUGGUAUAACCGAUGGCUUAGGCUUCGGAGAUAAUACGAAAGCAGCCGUUAUUCGUUUGGGUCUUAUGGAGAUAACAAAGUUCGUCGAACACUUCUAUCCAGGCUCAAAUUUGGAGACCUUUUUCGAGAGUUGUGGCAUAGCGGAUUUGAUUACGACUUGUUAUGGUGGUCGAAAUCGUAAAGUGUGUGAGGCGUUUGUGAGAACCGGAAAGCCAUUGAAGGACGUUGAAGAGGAGUUAUUAAAAGGUCAAAGUGCGCAAGGACCAUUGUGCGCUGAAGAAGUUUAUGGGAUGUUGGAGCAUUUUAAAAUGGAGGCGAAGUUUCCAGUGUUUUGUGCAGUUCAUAAGAUUUGUAGUGGUCAGAUGCCACCAGCCGAUUUAGUAGAAUGUCUUCGUCAUCAUCCUGAACAUCAUUAA
Messenger RNA from Anisakis simplex (herring worm), 984 nucleotides. NCBI's taxonomy places the organism in Eukaryota, Metazoa, Nematoda, Chromadorea, Rhabditida, Anisakidae. The record is from the annotation of a GenBank genome assembly.